AUGCGUGAUAAUCAGGUUGUUGGUCGACGCCGGGCCGGCGGCAUGCUCAAGAACGUGGCCGUCGUCGCCGUCGUCCUCUGGCUAUGCACUCUCCUCUACAUCUACCUCCAGCUCUUCGUCUCCCCGUCGCCAGGUUCUUAGUAAGAACUUCGAGAAAACGAGUAGAGUGUGAAAAAAUCGAAGAAAGGAAGAUGGAAAACACCUUGAUUUUCAUGUUUUUUUUCAAACUGAAAACCUUGAUUGAAUGAAAAUGAAUACCUAGUAAAACUUUUACUCAAUUAUGUCAUUACGUAGGUUAAAAAUUUUUUUCGUUUUGCUCAGAAUAGAGUGAUUCAUUCCAAAUUAUUACUUUAUUAACAGUAUGAGACGAAAAUUAAUUGAUUUUACUUGAAUAUUGAAAAAGAUUUAAUAAUCGUCUAUGAAUUGGGUUAGUUGGUUUGGAAUCACAGAACUCCAAAAUUUCGUGUACAAUUUUCAAAAUUUUGCAAAAAGCCUCCCGAUUUCAACCUUCAAGAAAACGAGUAAUUUAAGAAACGGCUCUGUCCAUUUUUUAAAAGAAAAAUGCAAAAAGUUUUGCGAAUUUUUGAAAAUAUUAUAACCGAUGCAGAAAUAAACGAACUUGAAAAAGCCCUAUUACUAUACUUUUCUCGACAAAUCUCUUGCACAUCCUCCAUUUCUAAUAUUCGUGGCGGAUGAGAUAUCAACAAAUUAAAUAUCAGUUUUGAUGAGACACAUAAAUAAAAAAUGCAGAAAUAAAUGACUUCCGUACAAGUCGCCCCGAAAAAUUCAUUUAAAUUCGGACCAAGAGUAUCUUAUCUGAAGGGGUCAGCGAGGAGAUGAUGAACAGCUGGAGAGAGGCGAUGGACACGCUGAACACGUUGCGCAAGCAGAACGAACAGCUCCGCCAGCUCGUGCAGGACGAACGUCGCGAAAGGAACCUCCAACACCAGCAGAUGUAUCCUUUCUUUCUUGGAGUUUCAUCGUUCUUUUAGAUUGACCAGCCAUCAAGAAGUUACGAAACCGACGGAGAAGAAAGAAGCUACAAAAAUCGCGGUGAUCAAGCCGGUGUUCAACAGAAACUUGUCCAGUGCUAGACGCCUUCUGGACGACAGAAUACGAGAGGUUCGGAUCCUCACGAUAGAAAAUCACCGACCUAUUUCUAGAUGUUCUACUACCUUCAUGCUCAAAAGUCUACCAUCAGCGAUGAAAUAACAGCGGCCCACGUCGAAGAGCAGAUGAUCUCCUUGAUGGGAGCUUCUGAACGGCUUGACGACGCCGACCAGUUUGCAGAUACACGAUCCGAAACCUUGGCCAAAAUCGCAUCUGACAUUCAAAAAUCAAUCGAAAAUCUCCAAAAUCCAUCUGUCUGCAAAAAUGCCAGGUUUUUAUUUUCUUUCUUGCCAGUAGCUCAUUUUUUCAAGUCUUUCCCAAUAUUUCACUUCAUUUCAUAUUCAAUAAUUACAGAGCCCUUCUAUGCAACCUGGACAAGGAAUGUGGAUUCGGCUGCCAGCUUCACCAUGUCUCCUAUUGUUUCAUAAUGGCCUUUGCUACCUCCAGAACUUUGGUUCUCCGACGUGAUGGGACCACUUGGAGGUUUUGAACUCACUUCUUCGCUUAGAACCAUAAACUUGCAGAUAUUCUACAAACGGCUGGUCAGCUGUUUUCAUGCCUCUUUCCAAUUGCACUUAUGAGGAGAUUAUAGCUGUCGGUCUUUUUUCAGAGAUUAAUAUUCAUUCAAUGAGUUAAGAAUGAACAAAGUGCCACAUUCACUGAGCAGUCAGAGAGUCGUAUCGUCACUUUGGGCAUUGUCGACGGCCUUUCGAACAAGUUGGACUUUCCGAUUGGAGUAAAUAGAUAAAAAGACUUUCAGGCCUCUUUUUCUACCGCUAGCUUUUCCUUCAACUCUUUCGAAAGAACUGACGUCAUUGCACUCUAAUCCGCCAGUGUUCUUUGUUGGCCAAGUAGGGAACAUGAAUCGAGGCUGUCCAUGAUGUAAUAAAUUAUUCCAGUUCCUCGCAUACUUGAUGCGGACUAACGAGCCCACCGAAGAGAAGCUCAGAAGCGUCUAUCGGGCUAUUCCCUUUGAUAAAGGUUCUACGCGGAAGGAUUCUUUUUUUCAAAAAACAAAACUUUAGGACCGAUUGUGGGCUUGCAAGUGCGACGAACCGACAAGAUUGGUACUGAAGCAGCGUUUCACAAGGUCGAAGAGUACAUGAAAUGGACGGAGUUUUGGUUCCGAGUCCAAGAAAGGAGACUUUCAGCCAACCUAACUCGUCGGAUUUUUGUCGCCACGGAUGAUCCAACUGUUGUUCCCGAAGCCAAGAAGCUGUCAGUUCACUUUCUACAAGUCUUAUCCUUUGUGACAAUCUAGGUACCCACAGUACGAGGUCUACGGCAGCACAGAUAUCGCCAAGACGGCGCAGUUGUCCCAUCGCUACACGGACGCUUCUCUCAUCGGCGUCAUCUCCGACAUUUUCGUCCUCAGCAAAAUGGACUACCUUGUCUGCACGUUCUCCAGUCAGGUUGGAGUUUCGUCAUUUUUCAGAAAAAAAGGAAAUGAUAGAAAAAAUAAAUUUCUCCCAACUUCUUCUCUUUUCUUUCAGUCGAAAAGACGGGUGGAAACAUUUCCUAAAUUUUUUUUUAUUUGCGUCUCUCCAAGUAUUGCAGACUUAUGAAAAAAAAAAUCAUUUCACUUUUUCAUCGCAUCAAUAUUUUUUGAGUUUUUUUUUUUAGGUGUUUUUCUUAUCACUUCUUGAAGAUAGAAUAAAUCUUAUCGAAUAUUGCAGGUGUGCCGGAUGGGUUACGAGCUGAGGCAAGCCGCGGGAAAAGACGACGGAACAAAGUUCCAUUCCCUGGACGACAUUUACUAUUUCGGCGGCCAACAUCGUGGGUCAAAAGAUCGUUCCAAGAGUACCACAGCUAUUGCAGCGCAUGAGCAAGUGGCCGUCGAAGCCCAUAAACCGGAAAGAAGAGGUGAAAUCGAACUGAAAGUUGGAGACAGGAUAGGCAUAGCCGGGAACCAUUGGGACGGAUUCUCCAAAGGCCAGAAUAGACGGACUGGCGCCGAUGGGCUCUAUCCUUCUUACAAAGUUUGAACUUCAGAUGCUCUUCGAAACAAUUAAUCACACUUUCAGGUGGUCGAGUUUUGGCGGACGUUGGAUUACAAAGCACUCAGUCUCCCCUAGGCAUUUUCCAAUGUUCAUACUAGCCUUUAUUGAAUUCUUCUUCUAUAUAUCUUCAAACACGGGUCCUACACGCAUUGAAAUGGAAGAAAAACGGUUACUUGAUUAGAAUUUGUGAUUGGCUUUUUGCUUUGCCUUGUUGUUAUUUUGUUGGCGAUAAAGUUAUUCGAUGCAUAAGGCGUCGCUUAUUAAGCAAAUAAAUCAAAAGACGCACGGAUGAUGGAAGUGGCAGAUAAUCGAGGCGAAACGAGUCGUUGUGCCAAGAGAAGUGGCGAUAAAAAGGCGGCUGCGAAGACGUCGCACCAGAGAUGACGUCUUCGCUCCUGUUGGUCCUCCUCUUCGUCCACCUUGGCUUCUGUCAGCAGCCGGAGACGUUGCACGACGGCGAGGCCGACUUCCGUUGGAACCGAUGGGGUACUGUAACUUUAUAUGUUGAUUCAAAUCUUCAAGUGAUUUUAUUUCGCUUUCCAAGUCAAUUUGCUCAGAGACACUUCCGAUGCAAUUUCCCAGUCUUUUCUCAAUAGUAACCGCAAAACAUUGACAUAAGCCGAUUCAAACAACAGUCUCUUACAUUAACAUUUACGUUCGAAAUCAAAAAUACACCUGCCAACAACUCUUAAAGCGUUUGAUUUUAAGAAAAAAACGCCAUCAAGGCUGUUAAAAAAAAGUUUGUGUAUAAGAAAUGGGCGGAACUGAAAUUUUAAGCUGCGGAAUACUAGAGAUUUCCUCAGUUCAACAGUAAGCACUAUUUUUCGAUUGUAAAGGUGAAAUUUACAUUUACGGACUUUUUCUUUUCAGAUAGUUAGCGGGUGGAAACAGAUUAUUGGACUGUGAAAAAUUCAAACAAAAAUCAGAGUAUAUUUUUGAGCAAUCAUAUUGGAAAACGCGGAACGGAAUACCAAAACUUUUUCUUAGCGGAAUGCGUAUAUAACUCCGCCUAAUUCUGGUAUGUGCAUUUGAAUUAUGCUGCGUAUUCUCGUUCAAAGACCAUUUUUUAUUCAGAAUUUGGAAAAUCUCUUUUCGCCAAUAUAUUUACUUUUCAUCAAACAUAUUUGAAAACAAAAAGAAAAAUUAAUUUUCUUUUUCUCUGUUUUCAUUUUAAUUGCAGAAGAAAGAACUCUGGAUUGCGUGACGAGCGGCAAGAAAGACGAAUGCGUUCUCCUGGCGCCAAACUCUCAAAAUCCGCCCAAUCCAACAACUUUCAAGUGAGAAAAACACCAAUUCCAUUCAAAUUCAAAUAUUGCAGAUGUCGACGGGAGCCGAUGCCACACGAAUCUUACAACACCUUGGCUGCCAACUCGACGACUCGUCUUGCUUGUCCGAUCCACUGUCCCGUCGAAUUCGACCUCUCUGUAAGCUUUUUCGAUGAGAUAUUUCAUGAAAUAUGGACGUCUGCCAAAAAUCUCUCAAGAGUGACUGAAGUCACCCAAAAAGGAUUAAAAAUUUUCAAAUCAAAGUAGAAAAACUUAAUCGCAAGCGCGUGAAAAUUAUUUUUUUAUUCGAAAAAAAUGAAAAUUUUCAGUUGAAACUUUGCCUUUUGGCUCCUAUGGAAGCUUGAAAAAAAAAAUGAAAGUUUCAGGUCUUGCAAAAGCGCCCCUACGUGAAUAAAAACUGCCAAAAGUACUACACCUACGGCAAGUAUCGUGACGUCAAAGAGAACCAGUGGUAUCUCUGCACCUAUAAGACUUCGUUGCACAAGAAGUUCAGGUACAUCUGGAUGACGGAGCCGUGUGUAGCCGCAAUCACGACGCAUUGUCGGUUCAACGACGUCAAGUCGGCGGCGGCCAAGCUCCAGGCUCCGCCUCAGACCAAGCCGACUGAGAACCGCAAGGCCGCAGCUCGCUCCUAA
Molecule: messenger RNA, 5031 nt
Organism: Caenorhabditis auriculariae
Lineage: Eukaryota; Metazoa; Nematoda; Chromadorea; Rhabditida; Rhabditidae
Source: the annotation of a GenBank genome assembly